AUGCUAUCGCAGAUUUAACGCUCUGCAAAAGGGAUCAGUCGAGACACUUUGAUAGAUGACACACAAGAGACCAGGCUGCGCCGCACUUCUGAGCCAUGAGAGACAAGUUGGAGAUCUUAGCCCUGGUCCUGGGCUUCAUGGGCCUGUUUGGGACAGUUACCAUCACCGCCCUGCCCACGUGGAGAGUCUCUGCCUUCAUCGGCGCCAAUAUCAUUGUCAUGGAGGACCUCUGGGAGGGCUUGUGGAUGGACUGCAUGAGACAGGCUGGCAUCAGGAUGCAGUGCAAGGUGUAUGAGUCCAUGCUGAUUCUUCCGCCAGAGCUGCAGGCAGCCAGGGCGCUCAUGUGCCUCUCCAUAGUUCUGGUCGUCAUCGCCUUGAUCAUCACGGGAUGUGGGACCCGGGCGUUCACCUGCUGCGGUGACAACCUCAAAUCAAAGAACACCACCCUCGCCAUAGGGGGGUGUUUGUACCUGCUGUCCUUUUUGACCACCAUCAUCCCCGUCAGCUGGGUGGGCCUGACCGUCAUCAGCAACUUCUAUGACCCGCUGGUGAUGGAGGGUCGCAAGCGGGAGCUGGGGAGCGCCCUCUUCAUCGGCUGGGCCACGUGUGGCAUCCUGCUCAUCACUGGGAUCAUCAUUCUGGUCAGUUACAGCAAACAUCAAGCGAAGGACGAAGAUCCCUACUACACUGGUGCACCUCUGAGGUCCCUGAGGAAACCGUCCACAGAGGGGAGCGCCUACCUGAAGAGGACGCCAUCCACCUCUCAUAAGCAUCACCAAUAUGUGUAAAUAACUGUACUGCACCGCAAACUCCACCUUUACAUGUCUCUAACAUUCAAAAUUAUGCUAAGCAUGAGGGUAAUUGUAUGGAAAUGUAUUUGCUUUCAUAAUGUACUGGACUGUUUUUGUAAUUGGAAGACUUUGGGUUGUUUUUGCUUUUGGUUCAUGGAUUAUACGACUGCACAGUUGCAAGAAAAUAUUAGUUCAUGUCGAAAUUAUAAUAUAAAACUAUUCCUGUGAAAUCAGCAAUGAUUCAAUUGUUGUUGUUUUUUACGCUGUUGUGCCAUUUUUAUUGUUCUUUUACGUUUGUAACUUUCACUUUCAACUGCUCAUUUCUUCUUGAUCAUUUUUUGCUUUGGUCUGAACGGACUCAUACUAAUCAGCGGAUUUAAUAAAGUCUUGAUUCUA
This is a messenger RNA of Hippoglossus stenolepis (Pacific halibut), 1187 nucleotides long. RefSeq names its product claudin-17-like. Bases 96 to 788 code for a protein of 230 amino acids. Gene Ontology annotation, molecular function: structural molecule activity. Gene Ontology annotation, cellular component: bicellular tight junction; plasma membrane. Lineage: Eukaryota; Metazoa; Chordata; Actinopteri; Pleuronectiformes; Pleuronectidae. Gene Ontology annotation, biological process: bicellular tight junction assembly; cell adhesion. The transcript has a single exon. The record is from RefSeq and is a predicted model, not a curated record.